AUGAUCCUUGUUGACGGCGUGGCUCAUUAUCCCAAAUGGCUGUACGAACCAAAGGACGCGCCACUGCACUUCCUCCAGAUCCUUCGGGAUUGGUACUUGGGGAUGUUCAAUGAUCCUUUUGUCCAAGAGGACAAGGCUCCCAACUGGCUUAAACCAUUCGUUUUUCUGGAGUUUACCUUCUUGUUCCCAACGGCCGUCUACGCUACAUACCGCCUCAGCCAAAAGAAGGGUACUACUGGCCAGCUUGAGCUGCUGUUGCUCAUCUACGGCUUCGAGAUGGCUAUCAGCACCUAUCUCUGCAUCAAUGAUAUGGCUCUCUGGGACCCUGUGGCAUACCCUACCGCUGUGAAAAAUGCAUUCAUCUACCAGAUCUACGGGCCAUAUGUUAUACUCCCCGGGUUGCUGUUCGUUGAUAUGUACUCGAGAUUGCUAGCUCGCUUUAACAGUACAGACGUUGCAAAAAAGACACAGUAA
Molecule: messenger RNA, 474 nt
Organism: Phaeoacremonium minimum UCRPA7
Lineage: Eukaryota; Fungi; Ascomycota; Sordariomycetes; Togniniales; Togniniaceae
Product: putative integral membrane protein
Exons: 3
Coding region: 1-474 (157 amino acids)
Cellular component (GO): endoplasmic reticulum
Source: RefSeq, a predicted model, not a curated record